AUGGGAAAGGAGAGGGACGCCAGGUCCCAGGGGCCAGAGGCCAGACAGCAAACCGCACGGGGAGCCGACGAUGACGACCCGACGGCAAAGCGCAAACACGUUGCUUCGACCGAGACCAUCGCGCACCCUCCCAGCAAGAAGGCCCGUUUGGCUGCGGACCUGAGCCUCCCCGCCGCCGAGGACACCCGGGCGCUCGAGGCCGUCGAAGCCAAGUACGACGUGCAGAUUCACUCGGUCAUCUCGUCGUCCAAGAUCCAGAAGAAGGUCACGUCGGUCCUGCGGCAUCUCACGCCGCGCGCCAAGGCCGCCGACGAUGCUCCGCCGACGGCGACGGGCAAGCCUCGAGUCUCAGUCCUGCGCGCCAAGGCCGCCGACGCGGGCAAGCUCAUCAGCAUCGCCGAGAUCGCGAAGCGCGAGAUAGCGCAGCUGGAGGACGGCCAGGGUACGUGGUUCCAGUACAUCGGGCUCGGCGGGGAGGUUAAGGAGACGCCGAAGGAGAAGAAAAGGGACAAGACCAUCGUCCAAGAUACGGUCUUAGGCGGAAAGGGAACCAACGAGGAGGAGGAAAGUGACGAAGACGACGAAGACGACUUUGAAUACAUGAAGACGCCGUUCGAGCGGGCCAUCGAGGGCCGGCCCCAGAAGCAGAGGGUCGCCAUCAUGAGCCUGUUCCUCGCGCGUGUCCCAGUCGAGGAGCUGAAGAGACGGUAUGGUGGCCAGACAAACGAAGAUGCGGGCGCAAAGACCGCCAAGGACAAGACCUGA
Messenger RNA from Neoarthrinium moseri, 765 nucleotides. RefSeq lists its product as uncharacterized. The coding region runs from base 1 to 765 and encodes 254 amino acids. NCBI's taxonomy places the organism in Eukaryota, Fungi, Ascomycota, Sordariomycetes, Amphisphaeriales, Apiosporaceae. The record is from RefSeq and is a predicted model, not a curated record. The transcript has a single exon.